Messenger RNA from Thunnus maccoyii (southern bluefin tuna), 3470 nucleotides. RefSeq names its product cullin-5. The coding region runs from base 77 to 2464 and encodes 795 amino acids. The transcript is spliced from 19 exons. Gene Ontology annotation, biological process: SCF-dependent proteasomal ubiquitin-dependent protein catabolic process; protein ubiquitination. The record is from RefSeq and is a predicted model, not a curated record. Gene Ontology annotation, molecular function: ubiquitin protein ligase binding. Gene Ontology annotation, cellular component: SCF ubiquitin ligase complex; Cul5-RING ubiquitin ligase complex. NCBI's taxonomy places the organism in Eukaryota, Metazoa, Chordata, Actinopteri, Scombriformes, Scombridae.
AGUCAGCGAUGUGUUAAGGUUAAACCUCCGACGCGUAGUUCACGCGAGAUUUUACGAGAGGAUAAGUUGAGGGAACAUGGCGUCGUCUAAUUUGCUAAAGAACAAAGGCUCCCUUCAGUUUGAGGAUAAAUGGGACCUGAUGCGUCCUAUAGUGCUGAAGCUGCUACGGCAGGAGUCCGUCACCAAACAACAGUGGUUCGACCUAUUUUCAGACGUCCACGCAGUAUGCCUGUGGGAUGACAAAGGUCCAGCUAAGAUCCACCAGGCCCUUAAAGAGGACAUCCUAGAUUUUAUCAAACAAGCACAAGCACGGGUGUUGAGUCACCAGGAUGACACAGCGUUGCUGAAGGCAUACAUUGUCGAGUGGAGGAAGUUCUUCACACAGUGUGACAUCUUGCCGAAACCUUUCUGCCAGCUGGAAAUCACUCUGAUGGGCAAGCAGGGCAGCAACAAAAAGUCCAAUGUGGAGGACAGCAUUGUCCGCAAGCUGAUGCUGGACACAUGGAACGAGUCCAUCUUCUCCAACAUUAAGAACAGGUUACAAGAUAGUGCCAUGAAGCUGGUCCACGCUGAGAGGUUGGGAGAAGCCUUUGAUUCCCAGCUGGUCAUCGGAGUGCGAGAGUCCUACGUGAACCUGUGCUCCAACCCUGACGACAAGCUGCAGAUCUACAGAGACAACUUUGAGAAGGCGUAUAUGGAUUCAACUGAGAGGUUCUACAGAACGCAGGCGCCCGCCUAUCUCCAGCAAAACGGGGUCCAGAACUACAUGAAAUAUGCUGACUCAAAGCUGAGGGAAGAGGAGAAACGUGCACUGCGAUACCUGGAGACGAGACGUGACUGUAACUCUGUACAAGCAUUAAUGGAGUGUUGCGUCAAUGCACUGGUAACAUCAUUUAAGGAGACCAUCUUAGCCGAGUGUCCAGGCAUGAUCAAACGAAAUGAGACAGAGAGUGAGUACGGCAGGACUGCUCCCACCAAAGGCUCAGCCAGCUCAGAGUUGCAUCUGAUGUUCUCUCUGAUGGACAAAGUGCCCAGCGGCAUCGAGCCCAUGCUGAAGGACCUGGAGGAGCACAUCAUGAGCGCCGGCCUUGCUGAUAUGGUGGCCUCCGCAGAGACAAUCACGUCUGACUCUGAGAAAUAUGUGGAGCAGCUGCUCACCUUGUUUAACCGCUUCAGUCGACUGGUGAAAGAAGCCUUUCAGGACGACCCACGCUUCCUGACAGCGAGAGACAAAGCAUAUAAAGCUGUUGUGAACGAUGCCACUAUAUUUAAAUUAGAACUUCCUAUGAAACAGAAAGGGGUGGGUUUGAAAACUCAACCAGAGUCCAAGUGUCCAGAGCUGCUGGCCAACUACUGUGACAUGCUCUUGAGGAAGACCCCACUAAGCAAGAAGCUCACCUCUGAGGAGAUCGAGGCUAAGCUCAAGGAAGUGCUGUUGGUACUGAAGUACGUCCAGAACAAAGAUGUGUUCAUGCGCUACCACAAAGCCCACCUGACCCGCCGACUCAUCCUGGACAUCUCAGCAGACAGCGAGAUCGAGGAGAACAUGGUGGAGUGGCUCAGGGAAGUAGGAAUGCCGGCUGACUAUGUCAACAAGCUAGCAAGGAUGUUUCAAGACAUCAAAGUGUCAGAGGACCUCAACCAGUCUUUCAAAGAAAUGCAUAAACAUAACAAGCUCGCUUUACCAGCCGACUCGGUCAACAUAAAGAUCCUGAAUGCUGGAGCGUGGUCGAGGAGCAGCGAGAAGGUCUUCGUGUCUCUACCUACAGAGUUGGAGGAUUUGAUACCAGAGGUAGAAGACUUCUAUAAGAAGAACCACAGUGGCAGGAAGCUUCACUGGCAUCACCUCAUGUCCAACGGCAUCAUAACCUUUAAGAACGAGGUGGGACAGUAUGACCUGGAGGUGACCACUUUCCAGCUGGCUGUGCUGUUUGCCUGGAACCAGAGACCCAGGGAGAGGAUCAGCUUUGAAAACCUCAAGCUAGCCACUGAGCUGCCAGACGCUGAGCUGCGACGCACUCUCUGGUCUCUGGUGGCGUUUCCCAAACUCAAGCGGCAGGUGUUGUUGUAUGACCCAGUGGUGUCGUCGCCCAAAGACUUUGCUGAAGGAACACUAUUCUUCGUCAACCAGGAGUUUUCUCUCAUAAAAAACUCAAAGGUUCAGAAAAGGGGGAAGAUUAACCUGAUUGGUCGGCUGCAGCUCACCACAGAGCGAAUGAGAGAGGAGGAGAACGAGGGCAUCGUCCAGCUCAGGAUACUAAGAACACAGGAGGCCAUAAUCCAGAUCAUGAAGAUGAGGAAGCGCAUCAACAACGCUCAGCUGCAGACGGAGCUGGUGGAGAUCCUAAAGAACAUGUUUUUACCACAGAAGAAGAUGAUCAAGGAGCAGAUCGAGUGGCUGAUAGACCACAAGUACAUAAAGCGGGAUGAGACCGAUAUAAAUACCUUCAUCUACAUGGCAUAGCCCAGCACAUUAGGAUGACGUUGUGUUGACUUUGGUUUCAGUGGUUCAGGCCUGAUGGACACUAGAAUACUUCCAGGCUCCCCGUCCUCUAUUUAAAAAAAAAAAAAUCCAGUUUUGUGCAGGGAGGCAUGAAUUUAAGACUGAGAGCUACUUUAAAAAAGUGGAACUUCCUGCCUUAAAGUUGUAUAAAGAAAAAAGAAGAAUGCAAAAGUUGCUGUGGGAGUCUGCACCAAGUGGUUAUAACUGUUUUUAGUUGGAGGGAGUUUCCUUGCUGUCCAGAUGUAAUCGUUAAUGUUUCUUUUGUUGGGUUUUUUUUUUUUUUUUCUGGGAUGCCAUGGUGCAUCUCCAACACUGUGGUGACAUCUGGGCAGCUACUACAACACUCCUGCUCAAUGCUUGUGCAAGUCUAAAGGCAUGCUGACAGGACAAAGCUGAGGAACUUCUCAAAAUACCUGCAGUCCAGUUUUAAUCCACGUCAAACCCAGUCCAUCUGAACCUUGAACAAAGCAGGACCCUCCUCGCUCAGAGACGACACCGCUCUCACCCGGCUAGCUGGUUUGUCGCGGGGCCCCCGAUGUUGUUGUGUCUCUCUGCCGUCAUAGUUAAAGUGAUCAAACACUUAAUCCAGACAUUCAGUGUGUAUAAAGAGUCAGAUGUGCACCUCACAGUUUGCAGGGCUGAACCAGACAACAACUCUAAAAACCCCAUCAAGCCUCUGUCCCUGGUUUAAAAAAAAAAUAGAUUGUGGGGAAAAAAGAUGAGCAUAUUGCUGUUAUCCAGAAUCUGAUUUCCUCUACCAAACGUCCCCGGGGACAGAGGUGAUAUUGGAGUCUAAACGGGAGCUCGCUCAUGUUAGUGACAGCCCUCUUUUCUGCAGGAAGCCUGUGAGGAGAGGCUGAGGUCAGUAUUAAACAUGGUAAAUACUACAAUUCAAAGUUACGGGAGAGUGUACCAUGACACGUGAAUAAUGAAAUGAUUAAAUAAACAGCACCUUAUAUAAAACAUG